AUGCCUGGAAUUGUUGAAGAGGUUGUAUAUGAAUCGAAUGGAAAUUCCAUGCCUAAUAAGGAAAACCCAGCUCUAAAUGGCUUCCCAAAGGGUACUAUGAAUCAGCAAAGUCCUGGGAGUACAGGACCUGAUCGUCCAGUUGAUGGGGUGGUUGACACCUCAAUUGAGCAGCUUUAUGAGAAUGUGUGCGAUAUGCAGAGUUCUGAUCAGUCACCCUCAAGACGUAGUUUUCGAUCGGAUGGUGAGGAGUCUAGGAUUGAUUCGGAGUUACACCAUCUUGUUGGAGGAGAGAUGAGAGAGGUGGAGAUAAUGGAAGAGGAAGUGCUACAAAAGCCAGCGUAUGAUUCUCGUAGUGAUUCAAGUUUUAAAAAGGAAGCUUCGUCCUCGGAUAGAAAACCAGCAAAGAUGGAUAAAUCUGCAAGUACAAAAUCCACUUCUUCAGGGAACUCUAAGAAAGUUGCUCACUUGCAGGUGGACACUGAAACUUCAUCAAAACCAGUGUUGAAGGGAAGAAGUCCUGAUAAACCUCCCAUUUAUGGGGUUAGUGAUAAGAAUCCACAAAAACAACAUGCAGGACCCACUUCUGUGAAGAAACGCAGGAAUGCAUCUUCAGGAGGGUCAAAGUUGCAGAUUGGAACUGAGGAUGUGGCUGAAUCAGGAUUAAACAAUCCGGAUCUUGGGCCAUUUUUGCUUAAGCAAGCUAGGGAUUUGAUUUCUUCAGGGGAUAAUCCCCAGAAGGCUCUUGAAUUAGCUCUUCGAGCUGCAAAAUCGUUUGAAUUGUCUUCAAAUGGGAAACCCUGUUUAGAGCUAGUAAUGUGUUUGCAUGUUACAUCAGCGAUUUACUGUAGCUUAGGCCAGUACAGUGAGGCAAUUCCUGUUCUCGAGCGUUCAAUUGAGAUUUCAGCUAUUGAGGAAGACCAAAAUCAUGCCCUUGCUAAAUUUGCUGGCCACAUGCAGUUGGGUGAUACUUAUGCUAUGCUGGGCCAACUUGAGAAUUCAAUUAUGCAUUACACAAGUGGAUUGGAAAUCCAAAGACAAGUUUUGGGAGAAACAGAUGAAAGAGUGGGUGAGACUUGUCGGUAUCUGGCUGAAGCUCAUGUUCAAGCACUGCAAUUUGAUGAGGCUCAGAGGCUUUGCCAGAUGUCUCUUGACAGUCAUAAAGAGAAUGGUUCCCCAGCUUCUCUGGAAGAGGCAGCAGAUAGGAGACUGAUGGGUCUUAUAUGUGAAACGAAGGGAGAUCAUGAAGCUGCUCUUGAGCACCUUGUUUUAGCCAGCAUGGCUAUGGUUGCAAAUGGCCAGGAAGUGGAGGUGGCUUCUGUCGAUUGCAGCAUUGGAGACACGUACUUAUCUUUGUCUCGGUAUGAUGAAGCUACUUUUGCUUAUCAGAAGGCACUGACUGUGUUCAAGACCACCAAAGGAGAGAACCAUCCAUCUGUUGGUUCAGUCUUUAUACGUCUGGCUGAUUUGUAUAACAGGACCGGGAAAGUUAGAGAAUCAAAAUCAUACUGUGAGAAUGCCCUUAGAAUUUAUGAAAAGCCCAUGCCUGGAGUCCCUCCUGAGGAGAUGGCAAGUGGUCUCACAGAUGUUUCUGCUAUAUAUGAAUCAAUGAAUGACCUUGAGCAGGCAGUCAAGUUGCUACAGAAGGCGUUAAAAAUAUACAAUGAUGCCCCUGGUCAGCAAAGCACAAUUGCCGGGAUUGAAGCUCAAAUGGGGGUCAUGUACUACAUGUUGGGGAAUUAUUCGGAGUCUUACGACUCCUUUAAAAGUGCGAUUUCAAAGCUCCGUGCAACUGGAGAGAAGAAAACUGCCUUUUUCGGAAUUGUUCUUAACCAAAUGGGCCUUGCUUGUGUACAACGUUAUUCCAUAAAUGAGGCUCAAGAAUUCUUUGAAGAAGCCAGGACUGUCUUGGAACAUGAGUGUGGGCGGUAUCACCCUGAUACACUUGGGGUUUAUAGCAAUCUUGCGGGCACUUAUGAUGCAACUGGCAGGUUGGAGGAUGCAAUCGAAAUCUUGGAGUACGUCGUUGAGAUGAGAGAAGAAAAACUUGGGACAGCUAAUCCUGAUGUAGAUGAUGAGAAAAGAAGGUUGGCCGAGUUAUUGAAAGAAGCAGGCAGAGUUCGGAGCAGAAAAGCCAGAUCACUAGAGAACCUCCUUGAUGCCAACUCCCACAGUAUAAGCAAUGAUGGUGUUAAGGUAUGA
Prunus armeniaca (apricot) is the source of this 2199-nucleotide messenger RNA. NCBI's taxonomy places the organism in Eukaryota, Viridiplantae, Streptophyta, Magnoliopsida, Rosales, Rosaceae. The record is from the annotation of a GenBank genome assembly.